This is a messenger RNA of Stylonychia lemnae, 1290 nucleotides long. NCBI's taxonomy places the organism in Eukaryota, Ciliophora, Spirotrichea, Sporadotrichida, Oxytrichidae. The record is from the annotation of a GenBank genome assembly.
AUGAAUGCGAAUUUGGAUUAGGAUCUAUCAAUUGACUUGAGCGAAAGUCAAAUGAAAAUUUCUGAAACUUUCAGCAUUCCACUCAGCACUAGAAAUGCUCUUUCGAAGUCUAACAUACCUCAACAAAUUAGCUUGUUGGAUUGUAAUGUUGAUAAAAUCAGCUAUGGAGUCAGCCUAAAAAAAGGAAAUUUUAGACAGACCUAGGAGGAUAGGUUUUUGGUUGAAGAAAAUUUCAAAGGCAAGUCCUCAAGUGCUCUCUUUGCCAUUUUCGAUGGGCACUCUGGUUAAAGAGCAGCUGAGUAUUGCCAGGCUAACUUAAGUUCUUAUUUGAAAAUGAACAAGAAUCUGGAUAGAGAUAUUUGUUAAACUCUUCGAGAAGCCUUAAUAAUUGAUAACAAACUUACUGUAUCAAAUGUGGGAGAUUCCUCUGCAAUAAUAAUCAGAAGCGAUAGGAUGCUCGAACUCACAAGUGAACAAACUCCAUUGAGAAUAGAUGAGUAUCAAAGAAUAUAGGAAAGAGGUGGUUACAUUGUACCUGUAGGCUAGACUCUAAGAGUCUAGGGUGUAUUAGCUGUUACUAGAUCAAUUGGAGAUAUUAACUACAAAGAUUUGAUAAUACCUGAGCCUGAAAUUAGCACAAUAAGUCUUAGUCCAUCUGAUUAAUAUCUUAUACUAUCCUCAGAUGGCCUUUAUAGAACCUAUGGCAAGCAGAAAAUUGCUUAGUACGUGAUUGAAUUAAGAAGAUUAGGUUGGUCUAUGGGUAAAAUUACCAAUAUUCUUAGUCAGAGAGCUGUGGAAGAUGGCUGUCCAGACAACAUCACAAUAAUAAUAGUUGAUUUGUAAUACUACUAUAACAAGUUUUAAGGAGAUAAUUACAUCUAAGAUUAGGAAUAUUUGGUUUAGCAAAGAUCAAUGCAAAAGGAGAACUUUUCUAAUAAUAUUCCAGAUAGCAAGACUUAAUAUAAUUAAGAGGAAGAAUUUUUAAUGCCUAAGGCAAAAAGAUCAAGCAAAACAGUACUCACUGAAAAAUAAUAACUUUUAUUGGCAAAUUAAAAUAGUAAUACUACUCAGCCUUAAAGUGAGCAGAGACAAAUAUCUUAAUUGAUUAUAUUGAAUGAAUGUGAGAUUGAAGAAUCGACGAUGUAAAUUGACUUAAAUGAAAUAGGACCUGAAGACCCAAUUUAGAGAUAAGAAUAAACAUUUUUGUGUGGCAAGGAAAAGGAGACUGUCAAGAGUGAUUAACCCCUUGAAGCACUAUGUCUUGCGUUUAUUUCGGGCUAACAAUAAUGA